Lactuca virosa is the source of this 1401-nucleotide messenger RNA. The record is from the annotation of a GenBank genome assembly. Lineage: Eukaryota; Viridiplantae; Streptophyta; Magnoliopsida; Asterales; Asteraceae.
AUGGCUUCCGUCGCUCUCAAAUCUUUCGUCGGACUCCGCCAAACAUCGCCGGAAAAUCACCAUUCCUCCAUCGCCACUCUUUCCAAGCCCAUUUCCUCCAAUCAAAUCCAUUACCGUCGCCUUAAUGUCGUCGCCGGUAAGUCUAGCCCCAAAAUCACUGGCCGUAACCUUCGCGUCGCUGUCAUCGGUGGUGGACCCGCAGGAGGCGCAGCUGCUGAAACCCUUGCGAAAGGCGGAAUUGAGACGAUUCUGAUCGAACGCAAAAUGGACAACGCUAAACCAUGCGGCGGCGCAAUCCCACUCUGCAUGGUCGGAGAAUUUGACUUGCCCUUAGAUAUCAUCGACCGCCGUGUCACCAAGAUGAAGAUGAUCUCCCCGUCGAAUGUCGCCGUCGACAUCGGUCGAACCCUCAAACCUCACGAGUACAUCGGCAUGGUCCGCCGCGAAGUCCUCGACGCUUACCUCCGUGACCGCGCCGCCGCGGCUGGGGCAACAGUAAUCAACGGUCUUUUCUUCAAAAUGGACAAACCAACCGACAAAUACGCACCUUACGUCCUCCAUUACAACGCGUAUGACGGCAAAGCAGGAUCCGCCGGAAAGAGAGAGACUAUCGAGGUCGAUGCAGUAAUCGGAGCCGACGGUGCUAACUCCCGUGUCGCAAAAUCCAUCGACGCCGGUGACUACGAGUACGCCAUAGCGUUCCAAGAACGCAUCAAAAUCCCAGCCGAUAAAAUGCAAUACUACGAAGACCUCGCAGAGAUGUACGUCGGAGACGACGUUUCGCCGGAUUUCUACGGCUGGGUGUUCCCAAAAUGCGAUCACGUGGCGGUCGGAACUGGAACUGUCACUCACAAACCCGAUAUCAAAAAAUUCCAACUCGCCACGCGCCUCCGUGCCCGUGACAAGAUCCUCGGCGGUAAGAUCAUCCGGGUAGAAGCUCACCCGAUCCCGGAACACCCACGGCCGCGGAGACUGGCGGAGAGAGUGGCGCUUGUAGGAGAUGCAGCAGGGUACGUCACCAAAUGUUCCGGCGAAGGCAUCUACUUCGCGGCGAAGAGCGGGCGGAUGUGCGCGGAGGCGAUUGUUGAGGGAUCGGAGAACGGGAAAAGAAUGGUGGAUGAGGCGGAUUUGAGGAAGUAUUUGGAGAAAUGGGAUAAAACCUAUUGGCCAACGUACAAGGUGUUGGAUAUAUUGCAGAAGGUGUUUUACAGGUCGAAUCCGGCGAGGGAGGCGUUUGUGGAGAUGUGUGCCGAUGAGUAUGUGCAGAAGAUGACGUUUGACAGCUAUUUGUACAAGAAGGUGGCGCCGGGGAAUCCAUUGGAGGACUUGAAGCUUGCUGUCAACACAAUUGGAAGCUUGGUUAGGGCCAAUGCCCUUAGGAAGGAGAUGGCCAAGAUUUAA